Messenger RNA from Halteromyces radiatus, 3028 nucleotides. RefSeq lists its product as uncharacterized. Gene Ontology annotation, molecular function: GTPase activator activity. Gene Ontology annotation, biological process: regulation of small GTPase mediated signal transduction; signal transduction. Gene Ontology annotation, cellular component: cytoplasm. Bases 103 to 3003 code for a protein of 966 amino acids. The transcript has 10 exons. The record is from RefSeq and is a predicted model, not a curated record. Lineage: Eukaryota; Fungi; Mucoromycota; Mucoromycetes; Mucorales; Cunninghamellaceae.
UUAUUUUUUCUCUUCCUCUUUCUCUGUUUUACUUCUUUAUUUAUACGUAUAAUAACCAUUCAUACUCUCCUCAUCUCUAUUUUUUAAAAAACAAAAAAAGUGAUGGAGAGGGAAUGUCAUGAUGGUGCCAUACCCACGACGCCACUUCCGAAGAACAAAACAAAUUCACGAAAAAGAACUAUACGCUAUUGUCAUGCCUGCCAACAACCUUGCUUACCCUCAGAUCGAACCUUGAUCCGUGCUUUAGGUCAAAUUUAUCAUUCUCAUUGCUUUACCUGUGAAGAUUGUCAGUUAUUGGUUACCGAUAAGUUUUAUGCAUUGAAACAAAAUACAACUUAUAAAAUUGUAUGUGAACAACAUUAUUAUGCUCAAAUGUGUGUCCAAUGUCCUGAUCAUGAUCCAAUAGAACCUAAAUUCGAAUUUCAAGGUCGAUUAUAUUGUUUACUUCAUUUCUCUGCUAUCAAAGAAAUUCAAUGUGCUGGUUGUCAUCAAGCUAUUGUCAAACAAUUUGUUGAAAAUAAAACUCAUCCUGGAAAAAAAUGGCAUCCUGAAUGUUAUAUGAUUUUCAAGUUUUGGAAUGUACGAUUGGCUGAUACUCUUCAUGAGAAUGAUAAUGGAAAAUUGGCUAUGGUUCGACUUGAAGAAAAUCAACUAGCAAUGGAACGAAAAGUUAAUCGAAUUUGGACUGAUCUAAGUUCUUUUGAAGAAUCAUCUGCUACUUGUAUAUCAGAUAUGCUCCUGUUGAUGGCUGCCGGGGCAUACGUCGAAGGAUUUAGAAUGGCAAGUCAAUUUAUAAUGCAUUUGGAAGUUUUAUAUAAUGCUUUGGAUAAUAUACGACAUGUCAUGACUAAUUAUAACAAAGUGUUACCAUGCGAAAAGGAAUGUAAAAUUGUAUCUAAUCAAGUGAUUCGAUUCUUUCAUCUGUUGGCUCAUCCUGAUGGUUCUCUCAAAGAUAACAAAUUGGGCGUGACACAAGAAUUACUGUGUUUGGUCACAAGUCUUGCUCAAAAUUUGAAAACGUUAAUAAGGAUUGGCCUGACUGAAGCAUUAUCUUUGGAACGUGAUUGCCAUGUUGCUGAUGCUAUACCAAGAUUUUUAAACAACUUGUUAGAAUUGGAAAGAAAACGGGUUUGGAUUGGUGGUCGUUACUGGUUCAAAGAGGAUCCUUUCCCCUUGGAUCGUUUCAAGUUGGAUCAUCCUCAAGAACAAUGUUAUUCGUGCAAACAACCUAUCGACAAUGAUUGCUAUCAACAUGAAAAUCAUCAAGAACAAUGGCAUCCUAGUUGUUUUAUCUGUUCAAAGUGUCAACAUCCUCUUACCAAUGAUCUACUGAUUGCUCGAUGUAUUAAUGAAUCUGGAACUCGUGUGCUUGUAUGUGAUCCUUGCAUUACCCAUAAUGAUGAUAAUGAUAAUAACACUUUUAUACAUCUGACUCAAUUACAAUACUAUAUAUACCUACUCAAAUUGGCUCUUUCUCGACUUUAUUUUGUCAUGCAUUCUUCCUCAGGUUUAGAUAAACAAUCGAAUGAACAAAAUCACGCCAAAAUCAAUACAAACAAGGAUGAUUCUUCUCCAUUUUUAUCAACCAAUUUUUUACGACUGACAAAAGAUAUGAAUCCUUCUACUGGACGACGUCCUUCUUUAUUUGGUUCUGUUCAUUUCGGAAAUAUCAGACGUGCCAAAUCAAAUCGUUUAGAUCAAAUCAGUGAACAUCCUCAAGAUCAACUCUCCAAUCAUUCAUCCCAUUUAACAAAGCGUUCUUUUACUAUCCACAGUCAUACGUUAGAAGAAGAUAAUAUCAAAGCUUCGUCUUCUACCAUCGGUCGUGUCUUCUCAACCAGUCGAUCCGCCCGUAUGGGAAGUAUAAGAAAAGUACUUAGUCGUCAUGGUGAACGUGCUUCGAUAUACAACUUAUUUGAUCGUCGGCCUUCCAAGCAACAAUCUACAUUGGAUACUCAAAACGACAAACCAUUCAUGGCGUCUUCUGUGUCACCAUCCUUAUUCGCCUUAACGCCGAAACAUUAUUUGAUGAUUCGCCAACUUGCCGCUAAAACCAUUGGCGCCUACUUGCCGCAUUUGUAUUCUAUGGAACAAUGGAUGAUGUUGGUAGAAUGCAAGAAACCAUCCCUUUGGGACAAAUUCAAAACAAGGAUCAAAUCGGAAGAAGAAGAAAAUUUUAGCAUGGAUCGACAUCUAUUACACCACUAUAACAAGACAGGGAAUUUGGAUCACAUGAUAUGCUUGUUCUCCUCUCAACAUUGCAAGGUACCUCCUUUUAUGCAACAUUGUAUAUUGACAUUAUUACAACGAGAUAUGUCUGUGGAAGGUAUCUUUCGAAAAAAUGGCAAUAUUCGUGAAUUGAAACAAUUAGAAGAUACCUUGGCGAAAAAGAAUACAAUAUCAAUGAUGGAAUUAUUAGAUCAACAAUCAUCCAUUCAAUUGGCAGCUUUAUUGAAAAGGUACCUACGUGCCUUACCUGAACCUUUAUUGACAUUUCGACUUUAUCCAGUAUUUAUGGCGGCCAUAAAUCUAAAAAGAGAACAAGAUAUCAAAAGGACACUUCAUCUUGCAUGUUGCAUGCUUCCAAAAGAAAAUCGGGACAUUAUGCAAGCAGUGUUUGGAUUUCUUUUCUAUGUAGCGACAUUCAAAGAUCAAAAUAAAAUGGAUAUCUACAAUUUAGCCAGGAUCAUGGCCCCUAGUGUUUUAUAUGAUCAUCAAGAAGGUUCUCAAACUAUUCCUCAUGAUGAAAUCAAGGUAGUGGAAUGGUUGAUCCGAUAUCAUGAUUCAUUUUCAAAGACGCCUGAAGAUAUGUUGGUUUUCUUAUCGGACAUAGAUGAUCCAAAAUGGAAACAAACAUUAAAAAAGAAAACAUCAUUGCAUUCUCCUACUUACGAUAUGUCGCCUUUCCCUGGUCGUCGUGCCUCUCAACCUGCCAUCAUUCAAACUUCUACUUUCUCGAAAUCAUAUCAUCGACUUUCUUGGAGACGGAAACCAUUAUUUUGACGAUUCCCUUUUUUUUUUUUUUUUU